This is a messenger RNA of Ambispora gerdemannii, 444 nucleotides long. Lineage: Eukaryota; Fungi; Glomeromycota; Glomeromycetes; Archaeosporales; Ambisporaceae. The record is from the annotation of a GenBank genome assembly.
AUGACUGCCAGACUUAAGAAGAACAGAAAGAAGCGAGGCCAUGUUUCGGCUGGCCAUGGACGCAUUGGCAAGCAUCGAAAGCAUCCGGGAGGUCGUGGUCUUGCCGGUGGUCAACAUCAUCAUCGAACCAACAUGGAUAAAUAUCAUCCAGGAUAUUUCGGAAAAGUUGGUAUGCGAUAUUUCCACAAAACUCAAAACAAAUUCCAUAAACCAGUCGUCAAUCUCGAUAAACUAUGGACACUAGUCACCGAGCAAACACGCGAAGAAUAUGCUGGAAGAACAGAUGUUGCCCCGGUGAUUGAUACACUUCAGGCUGGAUUUGGGAAAGUAUUGGGUAAAGGUCGUCUUCCUUCGCGACCUGUAAUAGUGAAGGCUAGAUAUGUAUCACGCAGAGCAGAAGCAAAAAUAAAACAGGCCGGGGGUGUUGUUAAGUUGGUAGCAUAA